Anisakis simplex (herring worm) is the source of this 669-nucleotide messenger RNA. NCBI's taxonomy places the organism in Eukaryota, Metazoa, Nematoda, Chromadorea, Rhabditida, Anisakidae. The record is from the annotation of a GenBank genome assembly.
AUGAAAGCUUUGCAGAAGAUCAUAAGGCAUCCGAUAGUGUGGAGUGUGUGGCUGUCGGCCAUGGGUGAACUGAUGACAUCGCAGUUCAUUGUGUUGUAUGGGCCAACUUACUUGAAAGAGGUGCUCGGCUUUAGUGUGGCUCACACCGGGUAUUUUGUUGCGUUGCCGCGCGCGCUGCAUUUCUUCUUUAAAAUAGCCUCUGGUAUAGCUAGUGAUAAGAUUAAAUUCAUAACGGAACGUGUCAAGAUGAUUAUAGCGAACUCAAUCGCGUUGAUGGUCUCAGGAAUUUUGUUUUUAUUUUUGGGUUUUCUCUCGCGGAACGUUGCCUACUGCGCUUUGGCGCUGUUGAUGGGCAUCGAGUUGACGACGGGUUUUGUGUGUGCGGGGUUUUAUAAGUGUGCGACGUUGGUGGCCAGGCAAUAUUCACAUUUUGUACUGUCACAAAUCCAGUUCAUUAAGUGUUUAUCGUUAUUUAUUGAGCCAGGCCUGGUGGCUAUUUUUAUUCGAAAUAAUACACUAGUGGAAUGGCGGAUGGUAUUUAUAAUACACGCAGUGGUGCUGAUCGUUGGAAAUGUGGUGUUUUGUAUUGUGGCCACCGAUAAACCAGCCGACUUCACGCAACACAUCGCUGAAGAGAUUAGCAGUAAAAAGAAUAAAAUACAUACUUAA